This is a messenger RNA of Paramormyrops kingsleyae, 2412 nucleotides long. Its product is annotated as fibroleukin-like. NCBI's taxonomy places the organism in Eukaryota, Metazoa, Chordata, Actinopteri, Osteoglossiformes, Mormyridae. The record is from RefSeq and is a predicted model, not a curated record.
UUGAUAGGGGAGAGUUGCUCAAUCCCCGGUCCACCCAUUUCCUCUCUCUGCAACUUAUUAGAGAAGUGCAUGUCACAGACUGAGGCAGAGAGAGGCUCUGACGGGCACAGAAGCAGCAGCGCUCCUUGUAGCACUCUCAUUCCCUGGGAUCCCCUCAUGGUCACAGGCUGUAGGUAACUCCCCAACGUCAGAAACAUGGACUCCUCUUUCUUCCAGGCAUAUUUGACGUCGCUCCUGCUGCUUCUGGCCGCCCAGCCUGAAGUCUUGGCUUCCACACUAGGAGGAGAGCAGGAGGAUAGCAGAUCUGCCACCUGUUCACUGAAGCUCCAACCGGCGGGUGAUUGUGAAGAUGGGGACACCUGUCCCUUUCAGGUCAGCCUGCCUCCCCUUGCUAUCCAGCUGCCCAAACAGUUCAGCUUGCUUGAGAAGACCUUGAAGGACCUUCAGAGCCUACGGGCUGAGGUGGACCAGCUGCGGGCCGUCUGCUUGGAGUGUCAUCCACAAGCCGACCAGAGGGAUGGUGGGGUCACUCCCGCCCCCGGCUCCUACCCAUCCUCGUUCUUGAAAAUCAAGGAUCCUCAGGAUGCCACCAGGCUGCAGGAGAUGCAGACCGAGAUGACAGAAUUGUCCACCAGCCUGAAGGAUGCCCACGCUCAGAUUGACACCCUGAGGAACAGCCUGGAUGACCAGACCCAGGUCUACAUGAAGAACGUGGAGGACCUGGUCAACGGAAAUGCGGAGAAUAUCAGUAGGCUAGUCACCCAGCUCAACAACAAGUGCCCCGGCCCCUGUCCGGCACAGGGACCACAGCCAAUAAUGGUAGCGCCGCGUGACUGCUCCGACUUCAGCGGCCACAAGACCAAGAGCGGUGUGUACCAAGUGAUGCCUGACCUGCAGCGGGGGAUGUUCGACGUCUACUGCGACAUGGAGUCCUACGGAGGUGGCUGGACCGUGGUGCAGCGGCGGCUGGACGGCACAGUGCGCUUUAACCGCUCCUGGGAGGAAUAUAAGCAAGGCUUUGGGGACCUGCGUGGCGAAUUCUGGCUAGGCAACGACAACAUCCACCUGCUGACCAAGUCCAAGGACAUGGUGCUGCGUAUCGAGCUGGAGGACCUCAACACGGUGCGGGAGUACGCCAAAUACGACCAUUUCUAUGUGGCCAACGAAUACCUCAACUACCGGCUGUCCAUCGGCGGCUACUCGGGAACGGCCGGCGAUGCUAUGCACUACGGCAAGAACUACAACCACGACCACAAGUUUUUCACCACCCCGGACCGGGACAACGACAUGUACAGUACGGGCAACUGUGGUGCCUAUUACAGCUCGGGCUGGUGGUUUGAUGCGUGCAUGUCUGCCAAUCUCAACGGCAAAUACUACAAGAAAAAAUACAAGGGCGUCCGCAACGGAAUCUUCUGGAGCACCUGGAGAAACGUCACCACAGAGCCCUAUCUCACAGGCUACCGGCAGGCUUUCAAAUCUGUCAAAAUGAUGAUCAGACCCAAGAACUAUUCUCCAUAAGCUGUGAUUAUUCAUCUACUGUCUGGAAAGAAGGUGCAAGGUUCACCGAUAUUUUUUCUGGGAGGUAGAAGGGGUGAGGUCACAUAUUUCAUGCAUCAGUUAUAGGUGACUGACAUAUUAAUACUUUCAAUACUGGUAAAAACAAGAUACCUAUGCCUAAGUUUCCACAUUUCCACUGGAUGCUAAAGUACAUUUCCAACAUUUCUUGACACUUACAGCAGCCUGUGACACUGAAUCCUAUUAAGCAGCUAACCUUAAUUGCAAUGUGUAUGCACCAGUUCCUGUGCAGGAGCCCUUUAACUGAUUUUAUUUAUAUCCACUGUUUGGAUUUGUUUAUUGCAUUUUAGAGCACACCUUCGCACAGCAUAAUGAGCCUGGGCCUGUGACCAAUCACAAUUGUUUUUUUUCUUGGACCAAUCACAAAAACACAGGCAUCACAGCAGCAGAGUGAUGUAUUCAAAGGAAAACAGGUCGGCAGAGCUUGGAGAUACAAAUCCCACAGCAAACAAACUGUACGCAUACCUAUAAAUCAGCCUGUGUAAAAAGACUGUGCUUGGAGGCUGUUGUUUGCGUAAAGUGCCCAGUUCAUUUUUUUUUUAAUAUAAAUCAGAGAAAGAGAAGUCGGACGAUUCAGCAAUGGAAUGUAAAAUACUGGGACAUAUAGAUAAAGGAUAUUAGAGAAAGAUAUACAGCGGAUGGACGAAACAAAGAGACUGAUUCCUCUCAAAGAUAGAGCUUUGUUAUCCUUCUGGAGUUCAAUUUUGUAUUUCAAAGAUUUGUCUAUUACAGUAAACAGUAUUCCUAUACAGGAUGAACUUUUGAUGGACGUAAGGAAAAAACUAUGUUGUUGAAAAAUGCUAAGUAAAGAAAAUAAAGUUUUUUACAUGCCUUGUC